AUGGUUGUGGUCUUCGUUCACGGAGUUGACGAGAACAACCAGAAGUUCAGAAGACAAGAAGUCGUUGUCUGCAACGGACGUGCUCCACCGACCAUGCAGCCACCAGUUUCAGUAAUCACACAAGGACCGGGCACUCCUGUCACACAGGGAUCACCACAAACUACACCAACUGGAGGGCCGACUCCUACGACAGCAACUCCAUUGACAAGUCUCCAAUUUGACAUUGUCUUUAUGAUUGAUGGUUCUCAAGCUGCACAGAGCUACUUUGACUCGUUCACGAAAUUCAUUCAAACCUUACUGCACAAACAACUGAAUGGAAUAAGUGUUUUUUCAUUGAAUAAAGACUUUAAUUGCUUUAAUGAAUUCAUGAAUUUAUUACCAUCAAGACAAACACAAAUCACAAUUUUUUGCACGGACCUAGCUACAAUAGCCCAUCAGAAUACGAAAACGGUCUCAAAGAGGCAAUUAAAAAGAUCUUAUAUGAUAAAAAGCGCGGCAUUUCUAAUGCACUUUUUGGCAACCUUCUCCACCGACUGUGAUUGA
Molecule: messenger RNA, 543 nt
Organism: Caenorhabditis briggsae
Lineage: Eukaryota; Metazoa; Nematoda; Chromadorea; Rhabditida; Rhabditidae
Exons: 4
Coding region: 1-543 (180 amino acids)
Source: RefSeq, a predicted model, not a curated record